Molecule: messenger RNA, 5517 nt
Organism: Somion occarium
Lineage: Eukaryota; Fungi; Basidiomycota; Agaricomycetes; Polyporales; Cerrenaceae
Source: the annotation of a GenBank genome assembly
GGCUUCUUGCCGGUUUAUAUUCACCUCGGAAACUGUUGAGCUUGAAUUGUUCUCCUGUUAUCUUGUCAAGGACUAGUCUGAACUAAACAGAGUCUGGGUUCAAUAAAACAAUCAACAUUUCCUACAACGGCUUGACCCUCCGUAAGGCCUGUCCAAUUUCCACUGCAAAUCUACACCUACUGCUUGCAACGUGUCGUAUGUUGAAAGAGCAGGUCUGAAGGGAUCGGCUCAGUCAGGUGAGUUUCAUUUCACGUAACGUGGCGGAUGAUCGACACGUCGUUCGUAUACACGAGUCUCACUGUCCGGUUAUGGGCGCCAACGGCUCCAGGGUUUUUCUAGCACCUCUGUAAGGUGGCCUAGGAUUGAAUACUACCACACAUGAAGAGGACCGUCUUCAUAAGUCUUGCUAUAGCGAGCAGCUAUGCGGCUAGCCCUCCUGUCCAAGUCGAAUUACGGACCUCAUGGCCAGCCCCUCCUUCCACACUAGAAAUCUUAGAGGCUGUUGCGAUUGAACGACCGGAUUCGUUCUACAACCUGUUAGAUAUUGUAACAAAUCCAGAAGUCAUACCGGAUCCUCCUCCUUCAACCCCUCAGGCUCUUCACAACUUCAUUCUUAAUGCUGCUAUCGAUGAGGGCUAUCUCUCAGGUCCCGGGCUUUUGUCGUCUGUUCAAAGGGGACUCGGCCUCCAUACGGCCUCACCCAAACUAGAGACUUACUAUCAGUUCUAUGCUGACCGGAUUACUUCUCGUGAAACUGCCACUGUAUGCGAGUCUUGGGUCGACUGGUACGGAGAUGUCAUCUGUGACGUCGAAACGCUCGCAAGUAUCUUGGAUGUUGAGACAAUCGACCCUCCAGACCAUAGAUUGACUCAGUCAAGACCUCAGCUCCUCCCUUUCGAUCGCGUUCAGCCAGAUCCUUCAAGCACGCUUGAGCGACCUCCUCACACCGCCAUUCUUUAUAGUUCAAUCACCUCUCCGAGUUUCCGCACCUUGCACGAGUUGCUGUAUCGCAAGUCAACUGGACCUUCUCCUCACAUCGAAUACGUCUUCCGACCUAUUCCUGAGCCUACCCGAAACACAUCCACUAGGAGCUACCUAUCUGGCUAUGGUGUUGCACUUGAUUUGAAAAAGAUGGAAUAUCUUGCCCUGGAUGAUCGCGGCCAAAGUACAGGCCAUGAAGACGUCCGUGCGGAAGAGGGCGUCGAAUCAGUUGCUGAAUCGGAACCUAUCGUUUCCCUUCUACAACAGUAUCCCGAGAACUCCACAGCCGAUCACACUGCUGCACUGACACCUGAAGAAUUACUUCAGAUUGGCCUCCAAGUGACUCAACUAAUUUACGAUUCCGAGGAGCCACUGAGCACUCUCAAGCAACUCUCGCAGAGCUUCCCUAAGUAUGCCUCUAGCGUCGCGCGUCGUGUUACGGUGGAUACCAACUUACAGGACGAAGUAUCUUCCAACCAACUGAAGGCUCAGGGAGGGAUCAGUAUGGCUUGGCUGAACGGAGCUGUCAUUCCGGAGAAGGACAUGAACCCAUUCACACUCCUACGCCUCCUUCGCAAAGAGCGAAGUGUGAUGUCAUCUCUAGGCUCCUUAGGUCUCUCACCCAAUCAAUCCAUCACCCUCCUCACUCACAAUGCGGUCAGUCUUGCCCAAGCCGACAGCGGCGUCCUUGACGGGAUCUUUGACGCGAGUGACAGACCAGAGGGCGGCGAUGUGAUCGUCUGGUGGAAUGACUUUGAACAGGACUCGAGGUAUGCACGAUGGGGAUCCUCAAUUCACCUUUUGCUGCGACCGAUGUAUCCGGGUCAGUUCCCCAACAUCAAGCGGAAUUUGUUCAAUAUUGUCCUCGCUGUGGAUUUGUCCCAGUCGAGCAGCCUCAAUUUCAUCGCUGGCGCUGUUUCGAAUAUCAUCAAUCGCAACCUGCCCUUCCGAUUCGGUGUGGUGCCACUUGUUGAGACGGAUGAUGGAACGCGUAUGGCAAGGCUAUUCUAUUGGCUUAUCGAACACGUCGGCCGAGCAAAAACGAUGGAAUUCAUUCAACGAAUCGCUCAAUUACAAAGGCCCGCUUAUCUCAUUACGCCUUUUGUGGACUGGGACCUUGUACGCUCGGAAUUCAAGGCUUUAGUGUCAGAAAUCCCAGAAGCAUCUGAAGCUGUCGCGAAGGCCGACUUAGGCUUGAUAUUAGACACCGAUGCUGAGGAAAUUUCUGCUACGUUGGAAAAGGCUCGAACGUACGCUCGUCGCUUGGGUGCGGAUUUGGCAUCUGCGCCACAAGGACAUACAUUCGUGAAUGGGAAGCAUUUUGAUCUCGACGAUAAUUUCUUGCGGUACAUGCAAGGCGAAGUUGGACAGCAGAUGCAAUACCUACAAGAGCAGAUAUAUACUGGUGCCAUCAAUGAUGCUCAAGCUGAGAAUAUCGCGACAUACUUCUACGAUCUCCCGGAAGCGAGCAAGCGUCGAAACAAACACAUUUACCCAUCCGGCCAAAACGGUGGUUUGCGGGUACUGAGUUUGCUAGAAUUACAUGAAAGAUCUGGGUUCCCUCGUCAGACUGGAUCCUUUAUAUAUCCUCCCGGAGACGACCAAGUACCAUUGACGACAUAUGUCGUUGCUGAUCUGGAUAGUGAGGCCGGUUUGUCUCUGGUGAAGGAAGCGUUAAAGUCCAUCACUGCUGGCGGAGCAUCAAGAGUGACUUUCAUUCACAAUCCUUCCUCUGAUGCUUCCAAGGACUUCAAGCCUGAGCGUCAAGCCUCCAUAGGCCUGGGUCACUUGAUUGUCAAGGGCCUGCUAGACAAAGUACCACCUGCGCGAUUGUUGAAAGUUCUGGGCCUCGAUCAUGAAACUACUAAUGUCCCAUCUGAACAACACGUCAUCGCAUUCUAUGCCGCUCUGGAUGAUCUUUUCUCUGAAGGUUUUUUCGAAGGACGGGAAAAGUGCUACAGAGAGUAUCUCACUGCCAGUCACUUCGUGACUCGAGAUUUGAAGAUUCUCCCGGGGCAGAACGCGCUGAUUGUGAAUGGCAGGGUGUUGGGCCCACUUGCCCCGAACGACUUUUUGGCAGACGACAUCAAUGCUUUGGUAAAGUAUGAAUUACGGAAACGUGUACAGCCCGUCGUAGCAGCUUUGGAGGAUAUACUUGAAGCACUUGCACCAUCUGAUCGAGCUUCAUUCGCUGAAUUGAUCACCAUGGCUUCCUCUGUCGUUGCGUCAACUCAGCAACCAGACCCAAGCGAAGCAGGCCUAUUCAAUGCACCUCAGAAGCCGAGACGGAGGAACUACCAGCUCCUGCAAGGCGAUUUCACCAAGUUUGCUUUUGGAGAUAAUUCUACUGCUCUGUUCCAUGUCGGUAUUCUGCUGGAUCCUGUCAGUGAGGCUGCGCAAAAAUGGUCAAACAUUCUCGAAUGGUUACUCACAGAUCCAGCUGUUUACCUCGAACUUCAUAUCAAUCCUGCUCGGUAUCGCGAGCUUCCUCUCAAGCGCUUCUACCGAUAUAACCUGCCUUCAGCUCUAGUAUACGAUGACCUAGGCAACGAGCUUAACUCUAAGGUCACAUUCCGUGACCUUCCUGUGGAGCCCAUCUAUACGCUUGCCAUGGACGUUCCCCAGUCUUGGCUUGCUCGACCACGAGAAGCACUGUAUGAUCUCGACAAUAUCCAGUUGGGUGUCCUAUCGGGACCAGAAAAAGCCAAAGGUGUACAUGCGGUCUUCGAUCUUGACUAUUUGGUCAUCGAAGGACAUGCCCGUGAUAUUGCCACCAAUGCCCCACCUCGAGGAUUGCAACUGCAACUCACCAAGACUGAUGGAACUGCUAUAGCAGAUACUUUGGUUGUAGCAAACCUGGGAUAUCUCCAAUUUCGCACCAAGCCGGGUGUCUUCCGACUUGAAAUUCGACCAGGACGAGGUCGUGAAAUCUUCAAAAUGGAUAGCGCAGGCAACGAAGGUUGGGAUAGUCCAAGCGUUGAGGAAGUCGGAGAUGAGAUCACUCUGACCAGCUUCGAGGGUCUUACGCUUUAUCCACGCGUAUCACGUCUUCCUGAAAUGGAGUCAGUCGAUGUCCUCGCUGCUACGGAGGCGGCUGACAAUUCUCAAGGGAUCAUUAGUGAUGUCGUCUCAAAAUUAUCUUCGUUCUUCUCAUCGAACCCUCAAGCGCAAACCGAGAUCGCAAUAUCAAGCAGUUGUCACGCUGACAUCAAUAUCUUUACUGUUGCCUCCGGUCUUCUAUACGAGCGUUUCGCCUCCAUCAUGAUUCUCAGUGUGCUUCGGAAUACGAAGAGCUCCGUCAAAUUCUGGUUCAUCGAGAAUUUCCUGUCUCCAGCAUUCUUGGAAUUCAUACCCCAUUUUGCCGAGGCUUAUGGCUUCCAGUAUGAGCUUGUCACUUACAAAUGGCCAUCGUGGUUGCGUCAACAGAAAGAGAAGCAACGUAUCAUCUGGGCCUACAAGAUUCUCUUCCUGGAUGUUCUCUUCCCCAUGGACUUGAAGAAGGUCAUAUUCGUUGAUGCGGACCAAAUCGUUCGAACCGACCUUAUCGAGUUGGUCAAUCUUGAUCUACACGGGGCACCUUAUGGGUAUACUCCCAUGGGUGAUGACAAUGUCGAGAUGGAAGGAUUCAGGUUCUGGAAGACUGGCUACUGGAAAGAUUUCUUGCAAGGUUUGCCGUACCACAUCAGUGCAUUAUACGUGGUAGAUUUGGUCCGAUUCCGUCAGGACAUUUUGAGGUCGCAUUAUCAGCAACUCUCAGCUGAUCCUCACUCCCUUGCGAAUCUUGACCAAGAUUUACCCAACAAUCUGCAGCGCGAAGUGCCCAUUUACUCUUUGCCCGAAGACUGGCUCUGGUGCGAGACUUGGUGCAGCAAAGACAGACUUCAUAGAGCCAAGACCAUCGAUCUCUGCCAGAAUCCGCUUACCAAAGAGCCAAAGCUUGCGCGUGCUCGCCAAAUACCGGAAUGGUCUACGUACGACGCAGGGAUAUCCCAGUUUGCCCGCUCACUGGCAGACAAAGGCCUCAUACGUGCUGGUAUUGUGGCAGCAGAUGCAAACGUCCUGGCAGAGGGAGGCGUUGGAAAGGACAGUAAGAGCGAGACUGCUAGUGACAAUGUUGAGGGUGGAGGUGGACGACUUAAAGACGAGUUGUGAUCCAGGUUGGAGGAUGCGUAUGGACCUAAUUUAUUCUAUCCAUUUUGCAUAUCAGACUUUAGUGUGACAGGAACAGCCAGCAGUCCUAGCGUCUGGUUUGUCCUUCGCCUUCUUCACUCCCAACGGUGACAGAGAGGAUUUUGACUUCAGUUCAUUCAAUCUCUCACGUGUAAUCAGUACUUUGCAAGCCAUGAAGGUGAUAUCUGGUACCACGUAUAAGGUUGGAAGGCGGAGAGCUGGUGCUGGAGUUUGGAGAAAGAGGACACGAGAAUCGGCGAAAACAAAUAAUUCGUCUCUUCUCAGUAUAUAAAACGGCCCUCACUGUUCUUCGAAAAGAUGUGCGACUAUGACAGAAUACUACUAUACUAGCACUGAAUACGGUUC